Messenger RNA from Ochlerotatus camptorhynchus, 4825 nucleotides. RefSeq names its product golden goal (gene gogo). NCBI's taxonomy places the organism in Eukaryota, Metazoa, Arthropoda, Insecta, Diptera, Culicidae. The transcript has 9 exons. The record is from RefSeq and is a predicted model, not a curated record. Gene Ontology annotation, cellular component: cell periphery. The coding region runs from base 556 to 3861 and encodes 1101 amino acids.
CGACGAAAAGUACCAAAGUGGCUGCAUCAAAGCAAGCCAGACAGGCGGCUAAGAGCAACGAAAAUCAAAUUUGCAUAGGAUUUGUGCAAACAGUUUUAAUGCUUCUGAAAGUGGAUUAGUGGCGAGCUCGCAGGAAGGUCCCGUCUGGUGUACGCUGAGAAGGUUUAGCCGUGGAUCAUCCUACCGUGGAAGUUAUAUUCACUGGGUCAGACACAGAACACUUGAGACUUUUCACCGAUUCCGGCCGCAUCCGCUCGUUAUCCUUUCUUCUUGUUUGGAUACCCCAUACCGGGCACAUUUUCUUUCUCCCUAAACCGUCGUCACUAAACCAUGUGAGGACAAACCCGUCCAUCCGGAACACACUGAUGCGUAGCCAUCGACAACAACAGUGCUUAUCCACCAACGCCUACUGCCACGAACGGCUCAAUUGCGAGCGGGGAGCCAGAAAGAAUGUAGAAUGAAAAUUCCAAGCACCAACAAUUGCACUGUCCACUGCUGCUGUUGCUCCCGUUGUUGUCCUCCUGAGGCCAUCGUCAUCAAGUUGGACAACGCAAUAUGCACAUUACUUCACUCGGUGGUGGAGGCGGUGAUAGAAGAGGACGACGCGGCGUCUCCAUCGGAUCGGGUAAAAUACUUCUCUGCUGCGUGCACAUUCUGCUCGUGCUGAUCAACGAUGCUUUUGUUGACGGUCUACGCAAGGGGAGGCUCAUGGUGCCGGCAAGCUAUACGGCCCAAACGGACGAUUUGGACAUUCAGCUGCAAACCGAGGACACACCAGCCGAGCUGAUGACGCACGAUGCAUCCGAUCUGAAGCUACAAAUUUCCCUUGUCAAACCAACCGGGGGAACGACAAUCUCACUGCUGGAUAUUAAGCCGGACGUGAAUCACAACGUGACGCAAAUAAAGAUCCCCUGCGGUUAUUUCAUGCACGGAGGAGCUUACGAGUUGAGCAUUGAACAGCCGGCAGCCAUCAACACAGUAGGCUCGGCAACAGCCGGCAUGGAGUUCGAUGAGCGACUGCGACAGCAGUUGAAUGUGAGUUGGCCAACGCCUACUGUGAGUCUAGUGCCUAGUACGAUCAGUACAUAUCCGGAGGAAAUUGUCCGGGGGAGUCUUCGGUUCGCGGACGUUAGCUGCCCAAAUGCGACGGCAAUUAACGACGAUUCAGCGGAUGUGCCCGAAUUCUGGCUUGAACUCGUUUACUGCGGCCAUAACCCGGCAUGUCCGCUGGAGAACAUUUCCAAGCCACAGAUUUUGUUCUCGGAGCAGGUCCGAGGUUUUCCUACCACUAGAGUGAUUAAUUUUCGCUGUGAUCUUUUUGGAUUAGCUGGAUAUUAUCUGUUACAUUUACGCUCGUCUACUCAGGAUCCAACACUGGCGGGAGUUUUGAGUGGAGCGAGAGCUCUGUUGAAAGCGGAUUGGAGUAAACAGUAUGUUUUCACGGUGCACGCCAGGAGCAUAUUUCCGUGUGAUGCUCACAGCUCCGGAAUUCACGUCCUGUUUCAGUACCCUUCCUGCAUCCUGAAUCAAUCGGAUCGGAUUCGAGUGUAUGCAAAACUCCGAGCGGACGUAUCAUCGCUAGUGCCUCCAACCUCGCUGCAUUACAUUGCCGAGCAACGGGUGACGAAAGGGCAGCAUACGCUGUAUUUUGAGUGCGACUUGUUCUACGAAAAGUACAUCGAGUACUGCUUCGUUUACGUGAGCCAGGCAAUUUCCGGUGCCGUUGCCGAUGUCCGGAUGGACUGUGUACCAACGCUUCCGGUUUCGCCCUCCGAUUCUGGCGGAUGGGGACCGUGGAGCAACUGGACACAUUGUUCGACUACCUGCAGGGGUGGAGUACGGAAUCGGUAUCGGUUUUGCGAUUCGCCUCCCCCUCGAUACGGGGCGAAAUUUUGCGAGGGUGCCUCCGUUCAAACGGAACGCUGCGGAACGCAAACUUCGUUCGAUUCGUGGGAAUGUAUGUUCAGUCCCGGUGCCGGCAGUACUCUCCCAUCGGAAAUCGCCGACGUUAGUACCGAAAUAGGGCCGGCCUGUCGGUGCGGUUGCAUCAUCCACCUGGGAGCGGUCAAACCAAAACGGAUAAUAGCAUCCUCUUCGGAAAGUUGCCCAGAGCGUAGUCUUUGGUUGAUCCAAGGCGAUGGAGGCCACCGGAUACGAUUCACCAUGGACUACAGCAAGUUCCCGUGCGAUCAACAGUGGUUGAAGGUUCGCGAUGGCGAUAAACUUUCCCACGAGCUGAUCCUGGAGUACGCAUCGGGGCAUAUCGAAUCCGGCAAGAGUGCUGACUCGACGGGUCCGCAUCUGUUGGUGGAGUUUCACUCGAAAAAGAUGGAACACUACGACGAGAACUGUAUCGCUGGGUUCCUCGGACAGGCGGAGCAGAUAAAAAUCCUGCACAACAACGUUUCCGUUUCGAUAGCCAGCAGAGUCAUUAUGCCGUUUGUGCAAUCCUUCAGUUAUGCAAACCUCACGAUAGUUCACAUAUGUGCAAUAAUAUUCUUAAGUUUCAUUAUCUGCAUUAGCUUCCUGCUGUUGGUGCAGUACAUCUUCCGGUAUCGCAAGUAUGAGCUGGCGACCAGUCUGAUGGAGCCAGAUUCUCCAGCUCAUACACUGUUUGGUUCAGGAAAUUCCCUGAACCACUCUCAACAACCACGAUCACGUGCCAUGUCGACGACUACGUUGAUAUCGGAGAUCGUUUCCUAUGUGAAACUCCGACCCAAGAGGGGCUCCUUCAAGCAUAACCGACUACGGGAAAGCGUAGAAUAUACUAUUGAAAAUGUGGACCUUCCCUCGGAUGGAAGCACUGAGUUGAUCGGGAAGGCCCAAUCUUCGGAGAAGGUUGAUGAGAUCCCGUUGCAGAAUCUCAACAAUCUCGAUCAUCCGAAUGGGAGUGAGUGUAGUUCGCCACCGACGGAAGUGGCCGAACCAUACUCGGACGAUCAAUCGACAAACGUCAGCUCGGCGUCUUCGACGUUGAACAGGGAAGAGACUCCACUGGUGACGAGGGGAGAAUCGAAGAAGACUCCCGAACGAAGGAAUCAGAGUAAAAGUGAAGGGGAGAGAUCACCAAGCGAGAAGAUUCAUCUGGCAAGCAGUAGCAGUACGGUUACCCUGACGAACGUCAGUCCAUCGGACGUUGAAUGUUCCUCGCCGGCGUCCAGCGUGGCCAACAUCAUCAACAACCGUACGCGCAACCUCAAGGAAAGCAAAGAGAAGAAGAACCUCCAGAAGCUCCUGGCCGGAUCGGACUUCUCCCUGGGGAACCCCGAAGACAUGGAAAUGGACUAUUACGAUUACAACGUGACGAAUGCCGGUGCAGCGCCUGGUUCCUAUCUCGGCAUGGAUCCGGCUUUUUUAGUAUGGAUUCCUCCUCUCAACGAUGAGGACAUCACGGAGGAAGUCGAUCUGGAGAAAACCGACAGCGAGCUGGAGCUGUCUUCCGAGCCACGGAGCAGUAACGUGACACCGAAUGAGGAGAUCAUCAAAAUCCUUCAACAAAGGAGAAACGACUAUCUCAUAGUGAACAGCAUCUCCAAGAGUGACAUCUACUCGGAAGUAGGGGACCAACCGACGGAUAAUCGAUCCGUUAAUAAGAAAAAUCACCUACAAGAGCUGGCUUUCAACAAUGCGAGGCGGAAAAUCAGUCCUCCCAUGGCGGAUGAUUUUAUCGAAGAGGAACGGGAGAAAGAAACAUCCUUCACCAAAUCCCCAGUGGAUAACAAACAGAUUUCCGAUUUCUACGAUGUGGCUGACAUUCAGUUCGCCGACGACGAGGAGGACGAUGACGGUGAUGAUUCGACGCCCGCGAUCAAGACCAACGGCGAAGCGGACGUAACGACGGCGAAAUCGACCAAAGUGUGAAACGUGUGUACAAUACUUCUUUCGUCAAACUGGGCAUAUCGGUAUCAUAGAUAGUUGUGGAGAACUUUUUAUUCCCUUAGUAGAACUAGAACCACCAACCAAAACAGAGAAUGGGACCUCUUUCUAGUCAGGUAUUUUCACCCCGAAAGACGUGUGUAGUAAAGUGUAUUAGAAGCUCCAAGUAAAAAAAUAUAUAUAUUUACACCGAACGACAGUCGAGACAGUCGCAAGAUGAUGAUGAUGAUGUAGCGGAAAUAGGAAUUGGAAACAUGAGUGUGGUUAGUUGCCUUUUUGCCCCUUUCUCUUCUAGAAGUGAUUGAUUGAUUUUUGUAAUAUGAAGCCCAGGGAAUUGAGCUGUCACUGCUGUAACGCCUAUAGUCAUUUGUCACAUGUAUUAGCGGAUUUGUGAUGAGCUUUGUCAAGCUUCAGAAUCACGAUGGAUUGUGGUCCGGUAGGGAUUGGAAAGUGCAACGCAAAGCGGUGAGAUUGUAGGAUGUAUAUAAAGAAUUAGUUUGUUUGUUAUUCGAAAAUUAGGGAAGAAUCGUGUACUUAUUAUUAUUUUUGUUUCCAUUAUAGACUGACUGACUGAUUGUACAUUGUAGUUGCAAAGUUGUAGGUUCUAAGGAAAAAAAAUGCAAGCUUUACAGUCAAUUGAAUGCAAUUUGAGCAUAACUCAUAACUAAGGUUAAUGACCCAACAAACAUUAAAAGCUGAAUAAGUGCUUAUUUAGGCAAAAGUGUGCUACUUCAGCUAAACAAAUAGAUUAUUCAACUUUUAAGUUUUAAUCAUCUCAAAUUGUUUGAUGGGGAGAAUUUUAUUUUUACCUUCACAAAAUAGGCAGUUGCAUAAACGAACAUUAAACAACGUAAUUCACUAGUAAACGAGGUUGUCUGACUUUAGGUAUACCGUACGGUGCCCGUUAAACGCUGGACCUCCAUUCACCGCUAAUUUUUUUUAUAUUUAU